AUGGACGAUCUGCUCGCGCUGCGGCGCAGCGCGGGCUUGCUGGCGGAGGAGCUCAAGGCGAGCUCGGGCGGCGGCGCGGAGGGGGGCGAGCAGCCGCCCCUGGCGCUGGCCUCGCGCGCGGUGCUCGGGGUGCAGCGGUUGCUCAAGGCGGCAAUCAUCCAGCAGCAUUUGAAAAAGAAUGGGGGACUAGCACUAGCCGUCUUCCACAUGGUCCCUCGCGCCUCGGGUUCCUGGAUCCUGCUGCUCCUAAACCUAAUCUCUUCGUAG
Molecule: messenger RNA, 267 nt
Organism: Emiliania huxleyi CCMP1516
Lineage: Eukaryota; Haptophyta; Isochrysidales; Noelaerhabdaceae
Exons: 2
Coding region: 1-267 (88 amino acids)
Source: RefSeq, a predicted model, not a curated record